GCUCUGUCCAAUCAAAAACACUUUAAAUUAUACGCAUCGCGAGCGUACGAUCUAUUAUGAUUUUUAAAUAAAUACGGUUAAAUUUUCCAUUGAACUCUAAUCGAUAGCGAUAUUUGUUGAUCUUAAUGUUGAGGUAUUUAGCCACACAUUAGCCAACAACGCACCUAGACUCAGUUCACAGCCAGCUAAAGUCCUUUAUAUUCGCAGUACUUUUCGAAUUUGGUUUGGACGCCAUUGAGUUCUUCGCAGAUUUCAGCUGCAUCGGAGCUGACGUGGUGUUACGUGUGCGUUGGUUCUCAGACCAUCAAUUCGAGGCGUAAUCAGUGAUUUAACGUUAAUCAGUGGCUGCAUUCGCUAUCUAUUGGUUAGUUAGCGAGAGAAAAAAAACGAUACUACCCGGCUAGCUAAGUUAGACGAUUAUCAUGGCAAGCAAUGCCUGUCAAAUGCAGGAGCAGGGCAGCGGUGGUUCGCUAUCAUCACUAGCACAGGUAGCAACAAGGAGAGCAAAAUCAGAGGAUAGAAACUCAAAUGAAGAUGUUUCUAAUGCACACAACAGGAGAGAGCUUCCCUCCAGAAGACAGGCAUACAGAAAAGUGUCUUCAGAUCCAGCAGGUCCAAAAGUUGAAGAGAUAAAAGAAGAGGUAGCGCCUUGCAGUGUCCCACCAGGGCCCGGCAUGCCAGCCUCUAUUUAUCAGACAAACCAUGGCCAGUUCAUUGCUUUUACUCAGGAUGGUGCCAUCCAGCUGACCAGUGCUCUACCUAGGGGACUACAGGCCUUGCAGCCUCUGACCAUGUCCAACUCUGGAAACUCACAGUCUGCUGCAGCCAUCGUCCAGUAUUCCCAACAGUCAGGAGAUGGCACUCAGCAGUUCUAUAUGCAAGGCAACAAGGGAAUGGUAAAAGCUUCCACUGGUGACAUGUCAGGCUACCAGAUCUGCACUCCCACCUCCAGCCUGCCCCAGGGCGUUGUGAUGGCUGGCUCCCCAGGCUCCCUGCACAGCCCCCCACACGUGGCUGACGAGACCACACGCAAGAGACAACUCCGCCUCAUGAAGAACAGGCAGGCAGCCAAAGAGUGCCGGCGGAGGAAGAGAGAGUAUAUUCGCUGUCUGGAGACUCGCCUCACCAUGCUGGAGGCCCAGAACAAGAAGCUCAUGGAUGAGCUAAACUACUUUAAGGAAAUGUAUGGAAUUAAGUCGAGUCAGUAACAGUACAGCAUACUGUACAUACAUGUUAUUUAUGCCUAACAUAACCAGCUACUGUACAUAACAUUGCACAGUAAUGUGUUUAUUUUCAAUAAAAUAUGCCAUAUGGUUGUCUGGCAUUUGCUUUUAAAUAGUUUUAAACAUUCUCAUCGAAGAUCUGUUAUUUGAAGAUUUAUCAGACAAAAUGCUCCCAGAGGUUUAUCUUGAAUGACAUGUGGAGUCUCAGGCCUGCACAUAUAGCAAUGUAUAGGCAUUAUUUUGUAGAGACUAGGGCUUGCAUAGGGAGCUCUAUCUUAAAUGACAUUUUACAAAGAAACUAACCAGCAUAUAUUACUGUUCUAUAAGAGGGAUAAAAAAUACAAAUAAAAAGUUUAUUGUACUAUUUCAUUACUAUUUAUUUAUUUGUUUUUUAUUGUUAGAAAUCUUAUAUGCUUCAUGCACAGUGCUUUUUUGUUUUACAUUUCUGUAUUUAAUCUUCGUGAAGAGAUGUUUUAUUGGUUGAAUGUAAAUUAAUAUAUACCCUGAUGUCACAAAGCACAAACCUGCCGAGCUUUUGUUCAUAGUUCAUUUGUUUGUAAUGUUGUUAAAAGUUUGUCUAAAACAAUUCAGCUAAGUUAACCCAUGACCCUUCUUGAAUGUAUUUCUCUAAUCUGCACUAUUGUUCAAAUUCAAGUAUAUUGUUUUGUAAGUGAAAAACUCCUUAUAAUGCUUUGAUAUCAAUUUGAUUCUCAAAUAAAAUGUUUUCCACAGCAUUAAAAAUCAAA
Molecule: messenger RNA, 1969 nt
Organism: Oncorhynchus tshawytscha (Chinook salmon)
Lineage: Eukaryota; Metazoa; Chordata; Actinopteri; Salmoniformes; Salmonidae
Product: cAMP-responsive element modulator
Exons: 7
Coding region: 423-1208 (261 amino acids)
Biological process (GO): regulation of transcription by RNA polymerase II
Cellular component (GO): nucleus; ATF4-CREB1 transcription factor complex
Molecular function (GO): RNA polymerase II cis-regulatory region sequence-specific DNA binding; DNA-binding transcription factor activity, RNA polymerase II-specific
Source: RefSeq, a predicted model, not a curated record